Cryptosporidium muris RN66 is the source of this 573-nucleotide messenger RNA. RefSeq lists its product as uncharacterized. NCBI's taxonomy places the organism in Eukaryota, Apicomplexa, Conoidasida, Eucoccidiorida, Cryptosporidiidae. The transcript has a single exon. Bases 1 to 573 code for a protein of 190 amino acids. The record is from RefSeq and is a predicted model, not a curated record.
AUGUCCAGUUUAGAGAAAGAAUAUCCUAUAGGGCUUGAGAAUAAAAUAACAAAUUCUACUAAAGAAUGUCAAACAAUUCCAAUGUUAUCAUUAAAGUAUCUACCUUUUGAAAAUGUCUGCGGAUUUACUAAUCCUUAUUUUGGAGAGAAUCAAGGGCUUUCUGAAGAAGAACUUAAGUAUCAUACUAAUCAUAUGAGAUCUGUAGGAGAUGCUUUACAUUUCUUUUAUCGUAUACACCCUGUAUUGUUAAAUAAUAGGGCUAUCUCCGCUCAUACUUAUUCAGUAGAUGACAAAUCAACUCCAUUAGUAAGUCCUGCUGUUUCUGCAAGUAAAGAUCGCAAACAAGUUGAGAAUAUUGAAUUAAUACCCCAUCCUAAUCUUUGUACAACUCAAAGUCGUAUAAUACAUCCAAAUCUAGUUCAUAGUAUUAAUCAAAGAUGGCAAUUAAGAGUCCAUUUAUUAAAUAAUAACAUGUCUAUAUUUAAUUUAGCUGAUUUAUCUCACCCAUAUGUUAGUGAAAUGGUUGGUGCACCCUCUAGGAUAAAGACAGAAAACGAAGAGUGUACGGAAUAA